CCGUGCCGGCUUUGCCAGGAGGGAGGGAAGGGGAGGGACGAGGCGCCUGCCAGCACGGGCACAGGAUGGCCUCAGCCCUCCCGCUGCUGCUGCUCUGCGCCCUUGCCCCCGCGGUGGUCCCGGAGGUGCUUGGCCCCGGAGAUGGCACAGAUGACCUCAAGGCGCUGCAGGUCUCCAUCCCGCGGCACCCGGCCCUGGACGCCGUGCUGGCGGGGGACGUCACCAUCCCCUGCCUCAUCACCUACCUCGGGCCCCUGCCCACCGCCGGCACGGCCGGGCGCCGGGCGGUGCUUGGAGCCCCCCGGGUCAAGUGGACCUUCAUCUCCGAGGGCAGGGAGGUGGAGAUCUUGGUAGCCCGGGGGGACAGGGUGAAGGUGAGCGAGGACUAUCGGCUCCGCGCCUCCCUGCCCAUCUUCCACCAGCGCUACACCAACGCCUCGCUGCUGCUCACCGAGCUGCGCCCCAACGACUCGGGGAUUUACCGCUGCGACGUGCAGCACGGCAUCGAGGACGGCCACGACAUCCUCGACCUCAGAGUCAAAGGGGUUGUGUUUCACUAUCGCGAGGGCUCCAUGCGCUACGCCUACACCUUCGCCGAGGCGCAGGAGGCUUGCGCCAGGAUCGGCGCCCGCAUCGCCACCCCCGAGCAGCUGUACGCCGCCUACCUGGGCGGCUACGAGCAGUGCGAUGCCGGCUGGAUCGCCGACCAGACCGUCAGGUACCCCAUCCACACACCCCGCGAGGCUUGUUACGGAGACAUGAACGGCUUCCCCGGGGUGAGGAACUACGGGGUGGUGGACCCGGAGGACAUGUACGACGUGUACUGCUACGCCGAGGACCUGCCAGGGGAGAUCUUUUUGGAGACGGCCCCAGACAAGUUCACGCUGGAGGAGGCGGAGGCGCGCUGCCGGGCACGGGGCGCGGUGCUGGCGAGCCCGGGGCAGCUCUAUGCCGCCUGGAGCGCGGGGCUGGACGCCUGCAGCCCCGGCUGGCUGGCCGACGGCAGCGUCCGCUACCCCAUCGUCACCCCUCGGGAGCGCUGCGGCGGGGCGCUGCCCGGCGUCAAAACCAUCUUCCUCUUCCGCAACCAGACGGGGUUCCCCGAUGCCCAGAGCAGAUACGAUGCGUACUGCUUCCGAGGGGAGGAGGGAGCAGCGCUGGAGCGGCCGCUGGGCUCCGCACCGGGCAGGGACCCCGGGAACACGGCGGCAGAGAGCCCGGAGGGACGGCGAGACCCCGGCCAGCCCACGGAGCCGGACACGGAGGGAGCCGAGGGACCCUCCGACGCCCCGUCCCCAGCGGUGGCCGCAGCAGAUAGCCAAGAGCCAGCCCCAGGGCCGCACGGCCGCGGGUCCGGUGGGACAAGCGGCCCCAUCCCUGCCACGGGGGCUGCCGAGGACGCCGAGCUGUCCGGGGACGUGGCCGAAAGCCCCCGGGGGGCGUCCCCGCUGCCCCCCUCGCAGCUGCAGGAGGACGGCGAGGAGCAGUCGGGGGCCCUGUGGCUCCCCUCGCCCGCGGCCCCAGGGGACGGGGGCACGGUCCCCGCGGCGGAGGCGACGGCGGUCACCCCGUGGCACGCCGAGGUGCCCGGCGGCAGCGACGCACCGGCCACGGGACACGAGGCUGUGCCACAAACCCCGGGCACUGCCCACGGGACACCCGCUGCGUCUUCGGAAGAAGAGGAGGAGGAGAAGGAAAAGGAAGAGGAGAAGGAAGAGGAGGAGGAGGAGGAGGAAGAGCGACCCGUGCCCUCCGUCGCAACUGUGGAGGGUUUCCUUGCAGCCGUUCCCGGAGAACCAGGUGGCUGCGUCCCCAACCCCUGCCUCAACGGAGGGACCUGCACCGAGGACGGCGCCCGCCUCGCCUGCCUCUGCCUGCCCGGCUACGGAGGGAGCAGCUGCGAGAGACCGCUGAAGAGGUGCAGCCCCGGCUGGGACAGCUUCCAGGGAGCCUGCUACAAGCACUUCUCCACCCGGAGGAGCUGGGAGGACGCGGAGACGCAGUGCAGGCACCACGGGGGGCACCUGGCCACCAUCCUGACCCCCGAGGAGCAGGACUUCAUCAACGACCAGUACCGGGAGUACCAGUGGAUCGGCUUGAACGACCGGACCAUCGAGGGGGAUUUCCAGUGGUCCGACGGGAGCCCCUUGCUCUACGAGAACUGGCACCCCGGGCAGCCCGACAGCUACUUUCUCUCCGGGGAGAACUGCGUGGUCAUCGUGUGGCACGACGGGGGGCAGUGGAGCGACGUCCCCUGCAACUACCACCUCUCCUACACCUGCAAAAUGGGGCUGGUGCAGUGCGGGCCCCCCCCCCCGCCGUCGGCAAUGCCCACGCCUUCGGCAGAGCCAAGCCCCGCUACGAGGUCGGCUCCACCGCCCGCUACCAGUGCCGCCGAGGCUUCGCCCCGCGCCGCUCGCCCGUCAUCCGCUGCCUCCAGGACGGGACGUGGGAGCAGCCCCAGCUCUCCUGCCGCCCUGGGUUGGCUCAGCACCCCGGCGACUGAGGGGGUCCCCGAGGACAGGAGGAUCCCCGGUGGAUGGGGACGGCUCCGGGACGCCAGCGCGGGCAGCGGCGGGGCGAGGAGCCUGCCCCGUGGGUGCCCCCCCCUCCGCUUGUUUUAUAUCUGUACAAAGAAACCCCCAUAACUAAAGGUCCCCUGGAAAGGAGUCAGCA
Oxyura jamaicensis (ruddy duck) is the source of this 2676-nucleotide messenger RNA. RefSeq names its product brevican (gene BCAN). Gene Ontology annotation, biological process: cell adhesion. The record is from RefSeq and is a predicted model, not a curated record. Gene Ontology annotation, molecular function: hyaluronic acid binding. NCBI's taxonomy places the organism in Eukaryota, Metazoa, Chordata, Aves, Anseriformes, Anatidae.